Molecule: messenger RNA, 2406 nt
Organism: Vigna radiata var. radiata (mung bean)
Lineage: Eukaryota; Viridiplantae; Streptophyta; Magnoliopsida; Fabales; Fabaceae
Product: kinesin-like protein KIN-14I
Exons: 17
Coding region: 582-1352 (256 amino acids)
Biological process (GO): phenylalanyl-tRNA aminoacylation
Cellular component (GO): phenylalanine-tRNA ligase complex
Molecular function (GO): phenylalanine-tRNA ligase activity
Source: RefSeq, a predicted model, not a curated record
GUCAUAAUAUCUCUCACAUUUCAUCUUGUGGAAAUCUAAUAACUUAUUCUUUCUCAGUAUGAAGCAUCUUCACACAGAAACCCUAACUCUCAGGGACACAGUCAGGUUUCUCGGUUGUAACACUUCGUCACAAGAGCAUAUUUUUAUUCGACAUUUCGUCUCUCGCGAGAAACACUCUCAUUUCCAAAGAUUCACUCGGAGCAUCAGAAGCUUCUCAUGAGAGAGUUUUUAAGCCCAUUCAGAAGGUAUGAAGCAGCUGGGUGGCUGAGGAAAAUGGUUGGAGUUGUUGCAGCUAAGGAUUUGCCAGCAGAGCCCUCUGAGGAAGAGUUUAGGCUUGGUUUGAGAAGUGGGAUGAUUCUCUGUAAUGUCCUUAAUAAGGUUCAACCCGGUGCUGUACCGAAGGGCACCAUUAUCGGCAUAUCAGACUUUUGAAAACGUGAGGAACUUUCUGGUGGCUGUGCAAGAAAUUGAAAUUCCUACCUUUGAGUCAUCUGAUCUUGAACAAGGAGGAAAAACAGCCAGGAUUGUGAACAGCGUCUUAGCCCUUAAGUCCUAUAGUGAAUAGAAACAUACUGGGAGUAAUGGUGUGUGGAAAUUUGGUGGAACUGUCAAACCCACAAUCUCUGCAAAAUCUUUUUGUGAGAAAAAACUCUGAGCCAUUUACUAAUUCUUUGUCGAGGAACUCAUCCAUCAAUGAAAAAUCCACGAAUGCUCUCACAACUGAUAUGGAGUCUAAUAAAAUAGUUGUAAAAAUGAAAAAUAGGCAAGUCCUUUGUGACAGUAGGCGAAGAACACUUAUUGCCAUCGGAACCCAUGAUCUGGAUAAAUUGGAGGGUCCUUUCACCUAUGAGGCUUUGCCACCUUCAAGUAUAACUUUUAUGCCACUAAAGCAGGAAAGGAACUUCAGGGCUGAUGAGUUGAUGGAGUUCUACAAAUUAGUUGAAUCAGUCUUAAACAAGGUAGUGGAGGAGUUUGAGCAUCGCGUUGCUAGCCAGGGAGAACAGACUAAACUUUUAAGAGGUUCUGUGUCCCAAGGCAAUGGAUCUGUAUUAAAGUUUGUCGUGGCAGAUAAAAAGAUGGAUAACAAGAUUCCUACAGUAACAAAGAAAGAAGGAUUCCUCCAUAAAACCCUUGUUGACGAUGAGGAAUCAAAAAGACAACUUUUCAACAAAAAAGAUAUUCAAGAACUAAAGCAUACAAUUCAAACCACCAAAGCUGGUAUGAAGUUCCUGCAAAUCAAGUUUCAUGAGGAGUUCUCCAAUCUAGGCAAGCACGUUCAUGGCUUAGCUCAUGCUGCCUCUGGAUAUCAUAGAGUACUUGAAGAAAAUCGCAAGCUAUACAAUCAAGUCUAGGAUCUUAAGGGAAGUAUUAGUGUACUGUUGGGUAAGACCCUUUUUAUCAGCACAGCAAAUUUAUUCGAGCACAGUGGAUAAUAUAGACGAUGGAUCUAUCACAAUUAGUAUUCCUUCAAAGAAUGGGAAAGGGCGCAGAUCCUUCAGGAUCACUAUGUUGGCAUAUCAAGUUCUCUUCUCUAUCACAUGCAUUGUAUAAAAGGGUUGUGCAAAGAUGACAUCCAGAAUUGGUGGUUCUGUUGCGGGGGUAACUGGAAAUAUGCUCAUGGACUGCACAUUAUGGGCGAAACUUCUCAGUUAAAUGGUUGAAAAAGAAGAUACCAACCUUCAAUCAAAAUAGAGUUAAUCUACUUCAGUCUCUGCAGGAGCUUCUCUGAAACUAUUCCUAAGUUUUUCCAUACCAUAAAAUUAUCCAGUGCAGCAAGAAUCAUUUUUACUCCUUUGUCUGUUCACGCUAUUUCUCCAUGGCGAAAACCAUGCCCAAGUUCAAGGGGAAACAUGUGAUGGGUGCAAAUGGGCGCACCAACCCUUUGGUGUGGCUGAUGGCUAUUAUCUGCACCGUGAUAGCAGUGGCAGUGGUAGUUGUAGGCAUUGUAGUGUUCAUUGGGUACAUGGUCAUCCACUCCAGAGUGCCUGUGAUAAGUGUGAACAAUGCUCACCUUGACCUUCUUAGAAAUAACUAUGCUGGUUUGCUCCAAACCCAACUCACCAUUGUUGUGACUGCAAAGAAUGGGAAUGCCGGGGCUCAUGCAACCUUCUCUGACAUCACCUUCAACAUCAGCUACCAAGGGCAGGACAUAGUUGUUCUUGUUGCAGACCCUUUUGAGGUGCCAAAGAACAGUUCAAAGGACCUCAGCUUCGUUGUUCAGUCAUCAUCCAUACCCUUAAGUCCUGAUCGGAUGGAGCAAGUAGUAAUGCGUGGAAAAAGAAUGAGAUUGAGUUUUGCACAUAUUUUCUCCCCUUUCUGUAGUCUCUCUGUAUCUCUUUUUCAUAUUUGCUUCACUUAGUAAUAAAUGUAGAUUUUCAGGUAAUGAAAUUCUGAAUAUUUUGAGUC